AUGCAACUCUUACUACUUAAUUCAGUUGUGUGGCUGCUUGCCUGCGUGAGCCCGGUUCUCGGCAGCAAGGAGCCACAGUUGAGCUGGGACCCAAACACCAUCAAGGAUUGCACCUAUUGGUAUGACAACACCGGUAGUCGCACCUGUGACUCUAUUCGAAACAGUUGGAACAUUUCUCCAGAGACAUUUUCUCGUUGGAACCCCUCUGUUGGGACCAACUGCGAGGGCUGGCGCUUUCAGUCUUAUUGCGUGCGAGUCAAGGCUGAAGAGACGACCUCGUCGCCAACACCCACCUCUACCACCUCUAGCACCAGCUCAACCACCACAGAGACGGCUCCUCCGCUCUGGACUGAUACAGGAUGCUACCAAGAUGCGGCGACGCAUCCCCUGCAGACCCGUUUGCCCUCUCCUGGCGGAAAUGACCUCACCCGCGCCAAGUGCGAGGCUGCAUGCUGGAGUGCUGGCUACUUGUACGCUGGCUUCAAGGCCGGCGUGGAAUGCUGGUGUGGCAAAUAUGUUCAGGGGACACUAAGCCCCUCACCCUCUGACUGCAAUAUCGCGUGCGCCGGAAACAGCUCCGAAAUGUGCGGUGGCAGCAACCUCUUCGGCAUUGUGGUCGGCAGAGACCCCCCAUAUUCCCACACAACAACCUCGGAGCCUGCCACCAGCACGAGCUCUUCGUCAGCCUCGUCCUCGUCUUCCUCGCGCACAUCAAUUCCGCUUCCUACUCAAACAGCUGGCUGGCGUGUUAUUGGCUGCUACAAGGAUACGGCUGAUCCGCGCAUUCUGAAAGAGUACCAGUAUGCCAGCGACGACACUAUGACCCAAGACGCUUGUCUCGAUCGGUGCAGCCAAAGAGGUUUUGUCUAUUCUGGAGUUGAGAAUACCCGCGAGUGCUGGUGCGGCCAAAAAUUCCAAUCGACCGAUUCGAAUACCGAAGUCGCACUGUCCGACUGCGGCGGCCCCUGCUCCGGCGACAAGACGCAGGUGUGCGGCGCCGGCGCUCGGAUCUACAUCUCCAAGUACGACACGGCCCCCAUUGCCAGUAACGUUGGCUACUAUGACAACUUUACAUCGGGCGACAUGCUGCCUUGGGUCGUGUCGGAUGGCGCGUAUGAUGCGUCUACAAAGGCUCUGGUUGCCGACGCGCAAUCCAACGUGGGUAAAGUCUUGCUGGACAAGAGCGACUUUUCCGAUUUCCUCUACGAACUCGAUCUUGUUCUCCCUACAUCUCCGGAUGGAAGCAAUGUCGGUCUCGUCUUUCGUGCGUCGAAUCCAGGUCCUGGUCUGGACGCCUAUGACGGAUACCUGGCCGUGUUUGGCAUCCUCGGCAAAGUCGAGUUUGGCCGCAUCCAUCAAGGCUGGACACAGAUGGCGCAAGGGACCGCCGUCAUUCGGGCUGGCUCGACCCAUCAUGUUGCGGUCCGAGCCAUUGGAAAGCAGCUGGACUUGUACAUUGACAACAUGACGACACCAAUCCUCAGCACCUCCGACACAACCUACGCACAUGGCAUAGUUGGCGUGAGACAGUUUAAUACGGGCGCUACCUUUGACAACAUACAAAUAUUCCCGGUUGCGUUCUGGGAUGAUUUCAGUACAAUCAAGGCCUUGGAUCGCUGGCAGGUAUACGACGGCGAAUUCGCCGUCUUUGCAGGGCUGCUCACCAAAACGGCAGGCAAAGCCCUGAUCAAAAACACCACCUUUAACGACUUUAUCUACGAGGCCGAUAUAUACCCGCACAAAGGUCGUGCUGGGCUACUGUUCCGCAUGGAUUAUCGCGGGAAUGUGCCAGAGGGGUUGCGCGGCUUUUAUGCUGGAGUCACUGACGGCAUUGUCGAGCUUGGUCGCAUAGACAGAUACGACCAAUACAUUCAGCUACUGGCGGCACCCCUCGACACCAACAACACCAGCUCAUUCCAUCAUUUACGUGUCAAGGCUGUGGGUUACGAAAUAUAUAUUUACGCCGACGAUAUGAACACGCCGAAGCUCCAUGUCACCGACGGAUCAUACAUGAGUGGACAGAAUGGUAUCCGGUGUUUUGAAAAGGGAAGCCUUGUGACGCAUAUCCGGGCCUACACAUUAUAA
Molecule: messenger RNA, 2085 nt
Organism: Akanthomyces muscarius
Lineage: Eukaryota; Fungi; Ascomycota; Sordariomycetes; Hypocreales; Cordycipitaceae
Exons: 1
Coding region: 1-2085 (694 amino acids)
Source: RefSeq, a predicted model, not a curated record